Molecule: messenger RNA, 2529 nt
Organism: Neofelis nebulosa (Clouded leopard)
Lineage: Eukaryota; Metazoa; Chordata; Mammalia; Carnivora; Felidae
Gene: VGLL2
Product: vestigial like family member 2
Exons: 4
Coding region: 201-1226 (341 amino acids)
Biological process (GO): regulation of transcription by RNA polymerase II
Cellular component (GO): nucleus
Source: RefSeq, a predicted model, not a curated record
CGGAGACGGGUGGCGCGCCCUCGCUGCCUAGAGCACCGCCUGUACCCCGAGGUCCGGGACGCCUCCGCACGGGUCCGGGGCGUCCUACCAGCGGCGGGAGCCUUGGGGAUGCGGCGAUUGCCGGCGCUGCCACACGGUCGCUUGAGCUAACCCUUUAGCGUGUCCACUUGCGCUCCCGGGAAAGCAGCUAAGCCCGGUUAAUGCGUGCCCUGCCCUUCCGGGGAACAAUCAGACGAGGUUCGUGUGAGCUGAAUUGCCUCCUUAGAGUCUGUCGGACUCCAGAUUCUUCGGUGCGGGGUAAGGGGAGCUGCGAUCAACGCUCACGCAGGGAAAACCAAACUUUGGUCUCAAAGAAACUAGCCUAUUACUCCAAAAUGCAGGAAGCCCAAGAGUGCAACGCCAGCCCCAGCAACAGCAGCGGCAGCUCCUCCUUUUCCAGCCAAACUCCAGCCAGCAUAAAAGAGGAAGAAGGCAGCCCAGAGAAAGAGCGCCCACCAGAGGCAGAGUACAUCAACUCCCGCUGCGUCCUCUUCACCUAUUUCCAGGGAGACAUCAGCUCCGUGGUGGAUGAGCACUUCAGCAGAGCCCUGAGCCAGCCUAGCAGCUAUUCCCCAAGCUGUACAAGCAGCAAAGCACCCAGGAGCUCGGGGCCCUGGCGGGACGGCUCCUUCCCGAUGAGCCAGCGCAGCUUCCCCGCCUCCUUCUGGAACAGCGCGUACCAGGCUCCGGUGCCCGCGCCGCUGGGCAGCCCGCUGGCCACCGCGCACUCGGAGUUGCCCUUCGCCGCCGCCGACCCCUACUCGCCCGCCGCGCUGCACGGCCACCUGCACCAGGGCGCGGCCGAGCCCUGGCACCACGCGCACCCGCACCACGCGCACCCGCACCACCCCUACGCCCUGGGCGGCGCCCUCGGCGCCCAGGCCGCCGCCUACCCGCGGCCCGCCGCCGUGCACGAGGUCUACGCGCCGCACUUCGACCCGCGCUACGGGCCGCUGCUGAUGCCGGCAGCCUCGGGGCGCCCGGCCCGCCUGGCGCCCGCGCCGGCGCCCGCGCCCGGCAGCCCGCCCUGCGAGCUCUCCGCCAAGGGCGAGCCGACCGGCGCAGCGUGGGCCGCGCCCGGGGGACCCUUCGCGAGCCCCGCGGGGGACGUGGCCCAGGGUCUGGGACUCAGCGUGGACUCAGGUUUGCAGCCUCAGGACAAAAGCAAGGAUCUGUACUGGUUUUAGACAGCCCACCUUCUUCCCUGUAGGUCUCUGCAUAGCGCACUUGAUGGCACUCAGCUGAAAUCGAGUGGGUUUGUAACAGCUUCUGAUCUUGGUUUGCAGCUCGUCGCUAUUCCCUCUGUGGUGCAUCCCUCCUGAGCUGAUCUGCUGACCCAGGGUUUCCCCUUCCCUUUCCCUUCUGACCAGCCGUGGAGGCUCAGCAUCUGUGCCUCUCACUUCAUGGAUGAGGACAUGGGGGAAGGCAGAGACUUCAAACCUCUCCGUGUAUUGGGAAAACCAAAACACACAUCUACAGAAAUAUUGUCAAACCAUAAUUCCUUCUGUGGAAAGAGCAGAUCCAAAGACUGAAUUAUGUUGAAUGACUUUUGGGCACAUCACUGGAAAUAUCUGCGGUGAGGUCACUUAGAUGAUACGAUGUCAUAAAUUUUCUUGGAAAGAGGAGGAAAAAAAGAGACUUUUUGGUGUGAAUAUUUUUUAUGCUGAUGUGAAUUAUUUCAUUAAGUAGUGUGGCCGUAGCACUACGGAUGUCAGUAUCCUCACAUUUGAAAUGUAUUUGUAUUUGCAUCAAAGACUGUGGUAGAGAAGUAAAAGAGGCCAAUUCCUUCUUCCUCACCUCAUAGCCUCCAGUUCCCUUCCUGCCAGCUCCCUCUCUGCAAUACCCACUCCAGACACAAAGACACUUUUUUCCUUUGGACUGUGAACAUGGAAGCCUCAGCCUAAAUGUGAGUGGCAAGUGGCUUAUCUGGAGCCACCUGCCCAAGUCUUACUGAAAUGCAGCUGUUGUAGGACAACUGUUUAAAACUCCAGAAAUACAUCGACCAAGGUGGCACUUCCCAGUGUUUGGCACAACAAUUGCAAUUGCACUGGAUAUAUUUUAUAUGUGUGUGUGUGUGUAGAUAUAUAUCAUAUUUUUUACGAGGAACGUUUUACAAUGAAAGAAGAAACCCUUCUCUGCCUUCUCUCCCACAAAUUCUGCCUCUCCAUCUAUCCUCCUCUGGAUGAAAAGAAGCAACAAGAGUUCCCCAACUGUCUCUGUGAAGAACUAGGAAUCACCACAAGGGGAAGAAAUGUCCAUGGAGUCUCUAAUACCUCGAAUAUUCCUCUCAGUCUCUAUGGUCAUGAUUUGGGCACUUCAGUUUUGGGACAGGGGAAGGGGUCUGUGCGUGGGUAAAAUUGAAGGUGAUGAGGAAGAAGGAACAAACAUUAAAGAUGUCUCUUUACUACAAGGUAACUGUGUUAUUCCAUAAGAAGAAAAUAAAUGUCCUAGUCUUUCUCCAGUAGAAUAAAAUAAUUUAUAGUAGUACAA